Messenger RNA from Lachancea lanzarotensis, 1098 nucleotides. Its product is annotated as LALA0S04e02322g1_1. Gene Ontology annotation, molecular function: protein serine/threonine kinase activity; protein serine/threonine/tyrosine kinase activity; ATP binding. The record is from RefSeq and is a predicted model, not a curated record. The transcript has a single exon. Gene Ontology annotation, biological process: signal transduction; protein phosphorylation. The coding region runs from base 1 to 1098 and encodes 365 amino acids. Lineage: Eukaryota; Fungi; Ascomycota; Saccharomycetes; Saccharomycetales; Saccharomycetaceae. Gene Ontology annotation, cellular component: cytoplasm.
AUGGAUAUCCAAUCAAUUACUAACGGUUCUACAGUCCACAAACAGGUGUUUUUGGGCCACAGCAGUGGUUCCAACGAAAACGAUGCUGUGGCAAUCUCGUACCCUGCCACCGAGGUGGUGGGCCAUGGGUCGUUUGGCGUUGUUUUCACCACUCAGAUCAACGAAAGCGGCGACCGCGUUGCAAUCAAAAAAGUCCUGCAGGAUCGUCGUUUCAAGAACCGUGAAUUAGAAAUUAUGAAGCAGCUACGGCAUCCCCAAAUCGUGGAUCUCAAAUACUAUUUCUACGAAACAGAUCCCGAAAACGAGGUCUAUCUAAACCUCAUUCUCGAGUUUAUGCCACAAUCACUCUACCAGCGACUGCGCCAUUACGUCACACAACGAACCAAUAUGCCUCGCAUCGAGAUCAAAUUGUACACAUACCAAUUGGUUAAAUGCCUGAAUUAUUUGCAUACACACGCCAAAGUUUGCCAUCGUGACAUCAAACCACAGAAUUUAUUGGUGGAUCCAGAGACAUUUGCGCUCAAGCUGUGCGAUUUUGGUAGCGCCAAGCAACUCCGGCCCUCGGAACCCAAUGUUUCCUACAUUUGUUCACGCUACUAUAGGGCCCCCGAAUUGAUUUUCGGUGCAACCAACUACACAGUACAGAUUGACAUUUGGUCUAGCGGGUGUGUCAUGGCCGAAUUGAUUCUUGGCCAGCCCAUGUUUCCUGGUGAAAGUGGGAUAGAUCAGCUUGUGGAGAUCAUCAAGAUUCUGGGGACUCCCACCAAACAAGAAAUUUGUUCAAUGAACCCCAACUAUAUGGAGCACAAGUUCCCACAGAUACGGCCGAUCCCGCUUGCCAAAGUCUUUAAACGCGAGGACGAGCAAACCGUCCAGUUUCUAUCGGACGUGCUGCGAUACGACCCUACCGAGCGGUUCAACGCUCUGCAGUGUUUGUGCUCGUCCUACUUUGAUGAGUUACGCCAGGCCGACGAACGGGACCCCCAGCUUGCCGAAGCUGUGCAAAGGUUGAAUUUGCUCGACUUUAGCGACCAGCUCGAUUUCGAUUCGCUUUCUCUCGAAGAGUCCCAGACUGUGAAAGAAAAACUUCAAUUAUGA